AUGCUUGGACUUGGUGAAAAUCUCAUCCAUCUCUUCGAGGCUGCGGCCGGCGGUCUCGGGAAACAGGAAGUAGAUGAGAGGAAUCAUGCAAACGUUGAACCCAGCGAAGAUGAUGAAGUAACGCCAUCCGAUAGUCUCGAGUGCUCGGGGAGUGACUUCGGCGAUCAGAAUAAGGAAAGGGAUUCCAGCGAAUCCAAGGGCGUGACUGAAAUGAAAGAGGAAGGUGAAAACGAUAGCCCCAUGCAUCGCGAGUUUGUUUUCUGGCUGAGACCCCAAGCCGCCUAUCAGUGCCAUGCAGAUGGCGUUUCCGGUAGCGCUGGCCAGCAUCAAGCCCCUACGCCCAAAUCCUUCAAUAGUCAAAAUGCACACAGUGCCUCCAAUUGGACUGAUUAA
This is a messenger RNA of Penicillium riverlandense, 393 nucleotides long. RefSeq lists its product as uncharacterized. The transcript is spliced from 2 exons. Lineage: Eukaryota; Fungi; Ascomycota; Eurotiomycetes; Eurotiales; Aspergillaceae. The coding region runs from base 1 to 393 and encodes 130 amino acids. The record is from RefSeq and is a predicted model, not a curated record.